AUGCCUCCAGCAACUGUACUCUGCAGAGUCGACUGUAACCUGCCUCACGCCCUUGGCAUGAUGUCUCGUAACGAUGUGCUUUUGGCGGCACAGCAGGCCCUGACAGCUGAGUCACAAAUCACUUUGUUUGCGUACGCAGAGGCACUCAGCAGGACGGUUUCGGCGCAGAUCCAUACCUUGCUGCCCGAGCCGGUGUUUGGCUCUGAUUGUGGCAGGAUAUUGGCAAGGCGAUUUUUGGAGGAUGGUACAGCGCCCCUCUGGAGCUCUGUUAGGCAGGUUGUCAUGAUUUUGCGCAAGGAGAAGCCCCGCCACGUAAGCUUUCAGUUGUCGGAGGAAGCCGCGAGUUUUUCUAUUGGUGCCUUUUGCAACGGUGCCCAUCAGGGCUUAUGCAAAGCUACCAUGACACAUAAGAACGUGGCGCGCCUUCUCAACCGUUUGGUGAGUCGCGUUUGUAGCGAGCAUUCCUGGACUACCACCACACUUCUGUUCAACUAUGCAACGCCCCCGCAUAUCGACAUCCAGAAUGAAGCUGCUCCUAAUCUUGUUUUGUCACUCUCUGUACAUGAUGGUGGGGAGCUUUGGAUUGAAGGUGAAGGCUCUGACUUUGUUGAGCAUGGCGGUGUGAUGGUCAGGGGCUGCAAGUACUCGCUCCACUCGCAUGCCAUUCGGUUUGAAGCUUUUCGCUUGCUGCACAUGACAUGUCCUUGGCAGACCUUUGACCGUGUUACGCUUGUUGCUUUCACGGUCAAGAAGGCUGAACGUUUGCCUCAGUGGACGUGGGAGCUCCUGCUUGAGCUAGGGCCGAGAGCUGAUACCUCGCCCAUAAGGCGUUUGUCUGCUCGCAUCCGCGCCCAGUGGCAUAUGGAAUCCUUGUACAGGUCUGAUGGCGCUGAAUGGGCCGCGCUGUCAGACGCCAGGGUGCCAUCGCAUGUGCACUGGCACGCACAGGCGAUGCUGCA
This is a messenger RNA of Symbiodinium necroappetens, 959 nucleotides long. The record is from the annotation of a GenBank genome assembly. NCBI's taxonomy places the organism in Eukaryota, Dinophyceae, Suessiales, Symbiodiniaceae.